Coccomyxa subellipsoidea C-169 is the source of this 2550-nucleotide messenger RNA. RefSeq names its product general substrate transporter. Lineage: Eukaryota; Viridiplantae; Chlorophyta; Trebouxiophyceae; Coccomyxaceae. Gene Ontology annotation, biological process: monosaccharide transmembrane transport. The transcript is spliced from 16 exons. The record is from RefSeq and is a predicted model, not a curated record. The coding region runs from base 1 to 1653 and encodes 550 amino acids. Gene Ontology annotation, molecular function: monosaccharide transmembrane transporter activity. Gene Ontology annotation, cellular component: membrane.
AUGGGGGGUGCAGUGGUAGGCGGCGAGUCUGAGAAGACUUACACAGCUAACUUCACAUGGUACAUGUUUUUCAGCUGCACUGUUGCAGCCAGCGGAGGAGCGCUCUUCGGAUGGGACAAUGGUGUCACGGGGGGAGUUGUAUCAAUGAAGGGCUUCCUGGAGAAAUUCUUCCCGGACAUUCUGACCAGGGAAUCAACGCAGGUAGGUGUUGGCGAUCUGUACUGCACCUAUGAUGAUCAGAGGAUCCAGUGGUUCACCUCCAGCCUCUUCCUUGCUGGGGCUGUCACUGAAAUCUCAGGCACUACAGCUCGCCUCAACAGGAACUACGGAAGGAAGUUCACCAUGUUUGCCUCCGGCAUCAUGUUUGAGAUCGGAGCAAUUCUGCUGGCAGCCGCAGAGCACUAUGUCAUGCUCAUCUUGGGGCGCGUCUUCCUAGGCAUUGCGAUUUCAUUUGCCAGUGUGUCGGUGCCGAUGUACAACUCUGAGAUGGCGCCUCCUCAGCUGCGUGGCAGGCUGAGUCAGCUCUUCCAAGUAGUCCUCACCUUUGCUAUCUUCGCCGCCCAGGUGAUCAACAUUGGCACGGAAAAGCUGUAUCCGUGGGGGUGGCGCCUGUCUUUGGGCUUGGCUGCUGUGCCAGCCACCACCCUGCUGCUGGGAGGCAUCUUCCUGGAUGAUACUCCCAACAGUCUCAUUGAGCGCGGGCACCCAGAGAAGGCGAGGCGGGUGCUGGAGAAGAUCAGAGGCACAACUGAUGUGGACGAAGAGUAUGCAGACAUUUUUGAGAAGGCCGAGCUGGCCAAGCAGGUCACCAACCCAUGGACUCUGCUCCUGUUCCACAAGAAGUACAGGCCACAGCUGGUGUGUGCAGCAUGCAGCACUCUCUUCCAGCAGUGGACCGGUAUCAACACCAUCAUUUUCUAUGCGCCACAGCUCUUCCUGUCCCUUGGGGGCUCAAGGACCGACGCGCUGAUCGCCACGGUGGUUGUUGGCCUCUGCAAUCACUUCAGCACGUACGUGAGCUUCUGGUCGGCCGACAAAUUUGGCCGGCGCUUCCUCUUCCUGCAGGCAGGAAUUCUCAAAUUUCCCAUUCCCCUCAUGUACAGCAUACAAUGCUGCAUGCAAUCCUCAUCUUCAAAUCCCCUCAUGAACCCAGCGCCCAGCUGGCUUGGCUGGUACAUAAUGGCCUUCAUCCUGCUCUUUGACUCCGCCUAUGCCUGGUCCUGGGGCCCUCUGGGUUGGGUCUAUCCCUUUGAGAUCCAGCCUCUUGAGACUCGCCCAGCCGGCGGAGCAGUGGCAUCCCUCAUGAACCUGCUAUUCUCCUUUGUCAUUGGGCAGACCUACCUCAGCAUGCUCUGCACCAUGAAGUGGGGCGUGUUCCUCCUCUUUGCCUUCUGUGUCCUGGCAAUGACUAUUUCUGUGGCCCUCUUCUUCCCAGAAACCAAGGGGGUCCCAAUUGAGGACUGCCCCUUUGUCUUCAAGAAGCAUUGGUACUGGAAGAAGUUUGCCAACAUCAAGGAUCCCCACUCCCUUCAGGAGCGAAUUCUCGAGCAGAAGAGAGCCGCCGAAAGGGGAGUCACUGCCGAGAAUGGCGCCAGCAAUGGAGUGGAUGGCGACGCAAUCAAUGAGAUUGAGAUGCGCAGGGCCGAGCAGUGAGUUUGACACUGCCGGUGUGUCCAUACUCCGGAGUGAGAAACCAACUUAUGCUUCCUCUGGAGCGGCAAGUGCUGCAGCCCAUAAACUUGCCAUUGCCUGCAGUGGGGCGGUGGGACGGCUCUGCAGGCCUAUGCUGGGGUGGACUUUGUCCCUCACAACUGCUGGUAGAAGUUUUCUUUCCAGCUGCACAAGCUGGAGGUGAUCACUGCAAUCAACUCAUAAUUUUGAAGAAGACUGUAUGUCUCCAACGGCGGAUGCAGAUGAGGAGCUACUGGCAUGCAGCAUCAUUUUUUUGUGCCAACAUUGAAGCUGGCAAGCAGUUGCUUUGUAUCGUGUAUUGUGUGCCUGUCAGUCGGGCCAAAAAUCAUGCCGUCGAAAGUUUCUGUGGCCAAUUGAACGAAUGCGCCACUAAGAUGAGUGCAUUAUUAUGGGAUCCUGGUCUUGGAAGGGAUUUCCGCUUGAAGUAUCAUGCGGCAUCCUGCAUGUCUGCAAUGUGUUAUCUAUUUUCUUUGCACGUUGUGCAUGCAAUAGGCGUGAACAAAUGUACCAACAUGCUUGAAGGAUAUUUCCUUGUGUCUAUGGCAGCUCACUUUCAUUUUGGGUGCAUCGGAAGUCAGCGGUAUGCUUCAGGAAGUAGAUUGUACUGGAUGAAUUGGACUGAGGACAUUUAAUACUGCAAAUUUAGAGGCAAGCUUGGAGUGCCAGAAAUAGGAAGACACUGAUUGAAAUAUUGAUAAUGAGUUGUCAAUCUGCAUUCUGGUUUGCAUUCUUGGAAGGUGAGGCUGUAUGUCUAAUGCUUAGUCGUUGCUGGUGACCCUUCGCUCAGCCAGGCACAUCCCACUGGGAUUGAUGGAUACAUUCAUUCGAUGAAUUUAUGUGUAAAAGAAAUUUAAGCUC